This is a messenger RNA of Aphanomyces astaci, 1317 nucleotides long. RefSeq lists its product as hypothetical. Bases 64 to 1281 code for a protein of 405 amino acids. The transcript has 4 exons. Gene Ontology annotation, molecular function: acyltransferase activity, transferring groups other than amino-acyl groups. The record is from RefSeq and is a predicted model, not a curated record. NCBI's taxonomy places the organism in Eukaryota, Oomycota, Saprolegniomycetes, Saprolegniales, Verrucalvaceae.
GACGACACCACUGAUAACACCUUCACUGGGCAACUCCACAAAUUCGCUUCUACGGACGGCAUCAUGGCACCCACCCGUUCGUCCAAGGUUGUGCGACUGAUCUCCACGGGAUGGACGACACUUGAAAAGUCUGUCAAAUCUCCCGUGGAGCUCAUGGAGGAAGCGCUUCUUUCCGCCACUUCGGCCAUCGGUGUCCAGCUCAAGGACAUUGGCGGCCUCAUCGCUGUGCCUUCGCUCGCCGACCCGCAUUUCAUGGAAGCGCAUUACGUUGCCUCGCAUAUUGGUAUGCUGCCUGCGAAGAAUGUAGUCGUGCGCACUGUCGAUACUGGCGGUGCCGGUCCCAUCACUGCCCUCUUGGCUGCAAAGCGCAUGGUGGAAUCCGAAGGCGUCGACUGCGUGGCAGUUGUAGCCGGGGACGCCGUGCGCCAACUUUCCGGCGAAGAGUUUCUUCGCCGCGCCGACCAGACCUGCUGGCAUCCCAAUUCUGGCUUGUCGUCGCCUGUCAUUCCGUCUGGCUACGAUCGCGUGGCCAACUACCAAAUGAAGAACUUUGGCGUGACGCGCGAGGAACUGGCGGCGUGCUCGGCGGUGAUGUCGAUCAUGGCAUCGCAGCACCCGAUGGCAUUGACCAAGACCCCUCGCUCCAUCGAAGACGUGUUGGCGUCCCCCCCAGUGGCAUCCGUGACCAACUUGUUGGAGUGUGCCCGUCGAGCAGACGGCGGCGCGGCGCUGCUGGUCGCAUCGGCUCGGUUCAUGGAGCGCAAGGGCAUUCCGACGGGCACUGGCGCAGUCAUCAUUGGCGGGGGCGAAGCGUCCGGACCGUUGUAUCCUCCGGCGCUCGAAGACAUUGACGAAGACAUGUUUUCGUGUGAACAAGCCACGUUGCAAGCGUACGAAGAAGCCAACAUUUCUGUACGCGACAUCGACUUUUUCGGGCUGUACGACUGCUACCCAGUCUGUCUGAUUCGCGCCGUGGAGGCCGUGGGCCUGGCCCCCCAAGGCUUUGGCGGACGAUACAUGCUGGAAAAGUACUUUGAACUCAAACAACGCAAGCACAAGCGCGUGCAGGACAUCCUCCCCAUCAACACCCACGGCGGCCUCUUGGCCUUUGGGGCGCCAUGGGAAGUCCCUGCCAUGUACAACGUCAUUGAAGCAUUCCAUCAGAUCACAAACUGUGCGGGGAACCGUCAGAUUCCCAACGUCCGACGGGCACUCGUGUACGGCAACGGAGGGAUUUUCUCCCACAGUGCCGUGGCCAUUCUCGGCAAUGGCACGUAUUAAAAUAUACAAGAAACCAUACAUAGCACCAAGGUCGAG